GGAGAAACAGGAGCCGAAACGUUCCUGCUAAUGCAAUACGAAAAAUGGCGUUCAGAGGGAAGGAGAUGAUGAAGAAAGUUCUCAAGAAAGUGGGGGAGCACAAUUUGGCCCCCGGAGUGAAGGAAUCUUUGGAGAAAUGCAUGCCCAAAAGCAAGGUCGUCAUGGGUCGCGCAAAACGCGGUAUCUAUGCCGGAAGACAUAUCCAGUUUGGCAAUCGCGUCAGUGAAGAUGGUGGUAACAAGACAAGGAGAACUUGGAAACCUAACGUCCAAGAGAAACGGCUCUUCAGUUAUAUCCUGGAUCGCCACAUUCGAGUUAAGGUCACCACACAUGCCCUUCGUUGCAUUGACAAGGCAGGUGGGGUUGAUGAGUACUUCCUGAAGACUCCAUAUCAUAAGUUGGACACAGAACUUGGCCUCUUUUGGAAAGCCAAGAUUGAGAAGCUAUACGAGGAACUUGGGAAGAUGGAAGUUGUAUUCUUUUCACCAGAGGAUGAACAGAAGUUUGAACAGGGUUUUAAAGAACUGAAACUGUCUGAAAGGGAAGCUCGAAGGGAAUUCCGAAGGAAGAUGUAUGCCGGAAUGAACAGACACAAGCAGAGUGAGCUAGAAAGUAAGGACGAACAAUCUACUGAUAUGGGAGGCAGUGGAAUCGAGGACAGGAUAUCACGUGAAUCUGAAGAACGGUUGGCCGCAGUUUCGUACGGACUAGCUGCUGACAAUCUCGAAGCCGGGAAUUUAGUUGCUAAUUACUAAUAUUUUUAUUAACUGGUAUCUCUUUGUAAGCUGGUGGAGUUUUUGAACUGGCUUUUUUACCCUCCAUCUGCAUCUCGAUUUCUUCACUUCUUCAAUCUAUUUCACUUAGCGGGACUUCAUGAUGGGCAAUUUGGCGAGUAGGAAUUUGUUAUAAGAUACUUGUAACAUUUGUAGCCCGAGGUGGAUCUGUGAGGGCAAACUUUUAAAUAAUGAAUAUUAGCAGUAUGUAUAUGCACUUUUUAAGGCCA
Messenger RNA from Neltuma alba, 1003 nucleotides. RefSeq names its product 54S ribosomal protein L24, mitochondrial. Gene Ontology annotation, molecular function: structural constituent of ribosome. The transcript is spliced from 2 exons. The record is from RefSeq and is a predicted model, not a curated record. NCBI's taxonomy places the organism in Eukaryota, Viridiplantae, Streptophyta, Magnoliopsida, Fabales, Fabaceae. Gene Ontology annotation, cellular component: mitochondrial large ribosomal subunit. The coding region runs from base 45 to 755 and encodes 236 amino acids.